Mycena indigotica is the source of this 2163-nucleotide messenger RNA. Its product is annotated as Protein kinase domain-containing protein. The transcript is spliced from 6 exons. The record is from RefSeq and is a predicted model, not a curated record. NCBI's taxonomy places the organism in Eukaryota, Fungi, Basidiomycota, Agaricomycetes, Agaricales, Mycenaceae. Bases 1 to 2163 code for a protein of 720 amino acids.
AUGCUCAGGUUUACAGUUGAUCUUGACACUUGUUCGGCUUCAUCUUCAAGCACGGACGACACACUACAGGACAUCCCCACAGCUGAACUUCGUAGGAACGUGGAGGGCGUGCUGAAAUGGAAUCCAGUGCGUCUCCAGCCGCGGAAGACCGCGCCACCACUUCCCAUCCAACCCCUCCAUUGGAGAUACACCAAACAUUUGGACAGUAAACUGCUGCUGCGCUCGGUGGUACCCAUGGACUCGCUUGUCAGCGACCUGGCGAAGCUAGCGCAGGAAAACCUAGACGCCACGCUCGGCUCGUGCGGUUUGUACCCAAGCCGCGCGUUGGGGUAUCAUAUGAAGAGAACAGCCGCUGGCAUAGACCUCGGACCAGAGGGAAUAGCGAAUGGCUAUGCACGGAGCUCCGCCCAAAUUUGUGGCAGGAUCGCAACCAAGGUCUUGAUUCCGCAAACGGGUGAUUGGGGGCGCAGCGUGCAAUGGGGCCGGCGGGUUGAGCUCCACAAGACUUCCGCCGGCAUCGACGACGACGGUCAUUUGUUUUUCCUGCGCGAUGAGGACGGCAAGCUGAAGCUCUUCCACGAUGAGCAUUUGCAGCUCAUGGAUCCCAAUUUGCUCAAAGAUUUGGAGCGAGUUUUGUCAUGCACUCCAAAGAUUGGGACUUGGGUCUUUCUUUCACUCACCCGAAAGUCGAAGAAACUGUUACUUGGCAUGGAUCAACUCGCCGCGCGGGACAGCUUCGACUAUGAGCUUUGUCGGACUGUUUAUCCCAACUCAACUUCGUCAUCGAAAUCGGUCACGGUCCCUCCCGAUGCGAUGUCCACACCAUGGACACUUCCGUCUUUUCCUAGCAGGAACAAUCCGAACUCUGGCCAUGCAAGGACGCUUCGCGCUACCACAAUUGCCGCGUCGAAAGCGACUAAGAGGAGAGCGGCAAAGGUGGUGAUCCCGUCCGCCCGACGGAGACCAGAAACGACUGCUUAUGCCCCAGUGCCUCUGACCACCGAAUCACUCGUCCAAAUGGCAUGGGCCAAAGCAGUGGCCAAUGAUGCCACAAUGAUAGUUUUCAACUGCGGUAAUCAUGAGCGGCUUGCUGUCCGCCACAGAGGGACCCAGACACUUUACAUCUCGGAACUCUACGACAUCACCAAAUGCGAAGAUCCUGGUUAUGCCAAGCUCCAUGUGGGCUUAUACCUCGCACAGGUUUUCGACGCCAUCGCUCGCGCUAAGGCGGCCAGCGCGCCCGCGGAACUGCGGCGAAGUAGUCGCAAACGCCCUCAUAACGACAAUGUCGCCUCAUUAUCGCUGCCAAACAAGCGCUUGAAGCGUGAUCCGGAGAAAUCCGUGGAGGGCCCGAUGAUGGAGCUUGCGAGUCAAUGCGACAUGAUGCUGCUGCACUUGCAGUAUGACAAAUAUUACUCCCCUGCCCCAGCUUCGUUUCUUCGAACGACACCGUGCCUCGUGCACAAAACUAAUCGAAAACCGGGAUAUUCUCCGCGAAUCAAACGGUCUUAUCGACUUCAUGAAUGUUUCGAAGUCAUCCUCACAGGCCAGCUCGGCAGAGGCGGAACCGGAACAGUCUAUGGAGCAAAAGGGCGGUUAACAACGAAAGACGGCAAGACACACAUCCAGGAAGAUCUUAUCGUCAAGAUGACAUUCGAAAAGCACCCACAGCGACGAAUGCGCCAUGAAUACGACGUCUACCAGCAACUCGCAGAACACGGGGUCACAGGUGUCCCGCAGAACCUAUGGCAAUUGUGUCCGGACAAAGACACGUCGCAGAUAUCGGUUACGCAGGCACAACGCGAUCGAUUUACCGAGAUCCUCCAAAACGUCCAUCGCGCUGGAGUCCGUCAUCACGAUAUUCGCGCCGCAAACCUCAUGAUCAACGCCGCGGGCGAGGCCUGCAUCGCCGACUUCGAUCGCGCGCGGCUGAAUUCAACUGAAGCCAAGAAGGAAUGGGAGAUGGACAUCCUCCAGGAGCUCAUGGAGGGCAUCCAUCACAACUUCCUGAUUCCCAGCCCCAUCAUGCUGGGCGACGGACAAGAAUACCGGGAUGAGACGCCCGUCUCUGCGCACGCUGGAUAUGGAUCGGGCAGUGGAGGAGGGGAAGGGGACUCAGAAGUGGACAGCGAUGAGAGUGGGGAAGAUGCUGGUGAAGACUAG